Molecule: messenger RNA, 2755 nt
Organism: Carassius auratus (goldfish)
Lineage: Eukaryota; Metazoa; Chordata; Actinopteri; Cypriniformes; Cyprinidae
Product: fibroblast growth factor receptor 2
Exons: 16
Coding region: 77-2080 (667 amino acids)
Biological process (GO): fibroblast growth factor receptor signaling pathway; positive regulation of cell population proliferation; protein phosphorylation
Cellular component (GO): signaling receptor complex; plasma membrane
Molecular function (GO): fibroblast growth factor receptor activity; fibroblast growth factor binding; ATP binding
Source: RefSeq, a predicted model, not a curated record
UACAGAUGCCAUUUCAUCCGGUGAUGAUGAGGACGACACGGAGCGAUCGGAAGAUGUCGGGGUGGACGGCGAGCAAAUGCUGGUGCCAUAUUGGACCUCGCCGGAUAAGAUGGAGAAGAAGCUGCACGCCGUCCCCGCGGCCAACACUGUGAAGUUUCGGUGCGCGGCGGCAGGAAAUCCCAAGCCUGAAAUGCGCUGGCUGAAAAACGGAAAACCCUUCAAACAGGAUGAUCGCAUGGGCGGUUACAAGCUCCGACUCCAGCACUGGACUCUAAUCAUGGAGAGCGUGGUCCCCUCUGAUAAAGGAAACUACACCUGCGUGGUGGAGAACGCUUACGGAUCCAUCAAUCACACCUACACGCUGGAUGUAGUAGAACGCUCUCCUCACCGGCCCAUUCUUCAGGCAGGCCUUCCAGCCAACGUCACUGUGCAAGUCGGAGAGGACGCUAAGUUCAUCUGCAAAGUUUACAGUGACGCUCAACCUCACAUCCAGUGGCUGCAACACAUUAUGAAGAACGGCAGCCGUUACGGUCCUGAUGGACUCCCCUACGUCCGGGUGUUGAAGACGGCAGGUGUGAACACUACGGAUAAAGAGAUCGAGGUGCUCCACCUGCCUAAUGUAACUUUCGAGGAUGCGGGCGAGUAUACGUGCUUGGCGGGUAACUCUAUUGGGAUCUCCUAUCACACUGCUUGGUUGACGGUGCUUCCAGCUGAGCCAGAUGCCAUCGAGCCGGACUAUCCUCCAGACUAUGUGGAGAUCGCCAUCUACUGCAUAGGUGUCUUUCUCAUCGCCUGUAUGGUGGUGAUCGUGGUGGUUUGUCGAAUGAGGACGUCGGCUAAGAAGCCUGAUUUCGGGAGUCAGCCGGCAGUGCACAAGCUGACCAAACAGAUCCCUCUGCGCCGCCAGGUAACAGUGUCGUCUGACUCCAGCUCCUCCAUGAGCUCUAGCACACCAUUGGUCAGGAUCACCACUCGCCGUAGCUCCGCCCACGACGACCCCAUCCCAGAGUACGACCUCCCUGAGGACCCUCGCUGGGAGUUCUCCAGAGACAAGUUAACUCUGGGUAAACCUCUUGGCGAGGGCUGCUUUGGGCAGGUUGUGAUGGCUGAAGCUCUGGGCAUCGACAAAGACAAACCUAAAGAGGCCGUGACGGUGGCUGUCAAGAUGCUGAAAGAUGAUGCAACAGAGAAAGAUCUUUCUGACCUGGUGUCAGAGAUGGAGAUGAUGAAGAUGAUUGGCCGGCACAAGAACAUCAUCAAUCUGUUGGGAGCGUGCACACAGGACGGUCCGUUAUAUGUCAUAGUAGAGUAUGCAUCGAAGGGAAACCUUCGGGAGUAUUUAAGGGCCCGGCGGCCCCCAGGAAUGGAGUACUCAUACGAUAUUGCCCGAGUUUCAGAUGAGCCUCUCACUUUCAAAGAUCUGGUGUCCUGCACUUAUCAAGUAGCUCGAGGCAUGGAGUAUUUAGCCUCACAGAAGUGUAUACACAGGGAUCUGGCUGCCAGGAAUGUGUUGGUCACGGAAAGCAACUUUAUGAAGAUUGCAGACUUCGGCCUGGCCAGAGACGUCCACAACAUAGAUUACUAUAAAAAGACCACAAAUGGUCGUCUGCCAGUGAAAUGGAUGGCUCCAGAGGCACUGUUCGACCGAGUCUAUACGCACCAGAGCGAUGUCUGGUCGUUCGGGGUUUUAAUGUGGGAGAUCUUCACGCUCGGUGGUUCUCCGUAUCCAGGAAUACCUGUCGAGGAGCUCUUUAAGCUACUAAAAGAGGGUCAUCGCAUGGACAAGCCUGCUAACUGCACCAACGAAUUGUACAUGAUGAUGAAGGACUGCUGGCAUGCGAUCUCUUCCCACAGGCCCACAUUCAAACAGUUGGUCGAGGACUUGGACCGGAUUCUCACUUUGGCAACCAACGAGGAGUAUCUGGACCUGUGCGCCCCAGUGGAGCAGUAUUCUCCCAGCUUCCCCGACACACGCAGCUCCUGCUCCUCCGGAGACGAUUCGGUCUUCUCCCACGAGCCCUUAGCAGACGAGCCCUGCCUUCCCAAGUACCAGCACAUCAACGGAGGCAUAAAAACAUGAGCCUCUUCAGCCUUCUCCAGACCCACCACAUCCAAGCUAUGUUUGCAGUUCUCAACAAAACUGAGAGACUAUUACCCACAAUUCCCUUGUCCCCAUCCAGAACCGUAUGCUGCCUCUAGACUCCUUGCAAAGCUCCCGCUGGACUUUCGGAGCGUGCCAAAGGAGGCUGAGACGUCAGCAGUGCUGCUUUUCCGGAAAGAAACUGAAGUGUGUGAAGCGCUGGUGCCUUUUUUUGUGGAAACGCACACUUGCGCACACAGAAACAUGUGACCAAGCUCUUAAAAAGAGGAUGAGGACUGAAGAAAAGUGACUGCUUUUAAUGACCCACCUCUUGCUUUUUUUGUUUAUUUUGAUGAUUCUUUUCCAUUUGUGUUGGAAUUCUAUUACAUUCUUGCCAUCAUUCCAUUGCUUGGCAUUCCAGGAUUCUGUGUUCCCGAGAGAAAUGAACGAUGGAGCACCGAACUCUUAAGAGACAAAAAGGAGAAAAUAGGAUAUGAGUACAAUAAGGAAACAUACAACUAACAGAAGAAGAAGAAGUAGAAGAAAACAUAACACUGCCUCCAGUUGAUUUUUUUUAUUUUAAAUUUUUUAAAAUGCUCCGUUUUUACCAUGAUAACAUAGUUAUCAUACAAAAAUCCAGAGCAGUUAUCCUUAAUGGUUAAAAAAUUAAUAAUA